This is a messenger RNA of Saccostrea echinata, 2249 nucleotides long. RefSeq names its product receptor-type tyrosine-protein phosphatase epsilon-like. The coding region runs from base 54 to 2051 and encodes 665 amino acids. Gene Ontology annotation, biological process: protein dephosphorylation. Lineage: Eukaryota; Metazoa; Mollusca; Bivalvia; Ostreida; Ostreidae. The transcript has 18 exons. Gene Ontology annotation, molecular function: protein tyrosine phosphatase activity. The record is from RefSeq and is a predicted model, not a curated record.
GUUUUGGUUCAGUCAUUGGAGGGAUAUCUGGACUUGCCAUUGCCUGUAUUCUUAUGGCAGUUCUGAUUAUGGUUUUAAGAAUGCGCAGUUUACAGGAAGAAAAAAGAGAACAAUUUGAAAAAUCUAAACAUUCCGAGACUGGAGCUGAUGGGACAGAUUCCAUUGAUUCAAAAUCUCGGUCCUCAACCAAACACCAAAGAAGUAAACACAAAGAUAGUGGAAAUCGCAUACAUUCUACACGCAAGAAGAAAGUUGAAGAUGCUGAUGUCGAUGAAGAUGAGUUAAUACACUCGGAGAAUCCCUAUGGGGACCUUUACGCAAAUGAAACAACAAUUCGAGAUAUACCUCUUAAUCAGUUGGAGUCUGUUAUAGUUGAAAAAAGAAAAAAUAAAGACGACGGGUUUCAGAGAGAAUAUGCGACAUUGCCAUACGGGGAACUAUACAAGUGUGACGCUGGAAAGAGAGAGGAAAAUGUGAUUAAAAAUAGAUAUAAAAUUACAUUUCCCUAUGACCAUUCUAGAGUUAUAUUAAGAACGGAAUCAGGAUCCGACUACAUCAAUGCAAACUAUAUUGAGGGUGCAGAGAGAGAAAGAGAGUAUAUCGCAGCACAAGGCCCAAAGCCGAAUACACUUGACGAUUUUUGGGAGAUGGUUUGGCAAGAAAAUGUGUUCUCCAUUGUCAUGCUGACAAACUUGAAAGAAGGAACUAAAGUCAAAUGCCAUCAGUAUUGGCCGGAUGCAAAUAAGAACGUCAACUACGGUUCGGUGUCUGUGAAAUUGAUGGAGGAAAAAGAAUACGCAUUCUACAUCGUACGAAAGAUGACAGCAAGGCACAGUGAAUCGAAGGAAUCACGAACGGUGACUCAGUACCAUUACACGGCGUGGCCAGACCAUGGAACACCGGAACCUCUAUGUCUUGUUGUCUUUCUUGAUCACGUGACAAGAAUUGGAUCAAGUCAGAAUGACUCUCCAACAAUUGUACACUGCAGUGCGGGGAUAGGUAGAACGGGGACGUAUAUAGCUUUGGAUGCUUUGGAACGAAUAGGUCGUAAAAGAAAGAAAGUCAACGUAGCAGAAUAUGUCAAGAAAAUGAGGGAAAACAGGAUGAAUAUGGUCCAAACCUACGAACAGUACAUGACGGUUUUUCUUGCUUUGAAUGAAAUAUUUAAGUCGCCAGUUAACAUCAACACUAUAGAAGACUUUUCCAAAAAAGUCGGGAAUAUGACGAGUGAUGAACCAGCCAAUCAGAGUACUUUACGAAAAGAAUUUCAGCUUUUGAUGAAGAUAAGACCUGUGUACACUGACACUGACUUUAUGAUUGCCAAAGAAAUUUGUAAGGAUGGACUUUUGACAGGUGUAUUGCCUUUGGAUAAAUACAGUGUACAUCUUUCAACUCCAGUUCAGAAUCGAGGAAGUUUCAUCAAUGCCAUAUAUGUACCAUCAUUUACCAACAGUAGAGCAUUUAUUGUAACGCAGUAUCCUCCAGCAGAGGACGCUGUUGACUUCCUGCGCCUGCUCGGUGACCAAAAGUCGGACACUGUCAUCUGUUUGGAUCCGCUGGAUGGGAUUGAAUCGAGUAAGGAGUGGCUACCGGAUCAAUCCCCCAAAACAGUUCCUCCCUUCACCAUCCAGUUUCAAUUAAAAAAUGAAACUGAUGUCAGAAGCACCAUCCUUCACAUUCGGCAGAAAAAUGGUAAGAAGUCUCAUUUGGUGACAGUUAUAGAACCCAAGUUUAGAAUCAAAACUUCCGAAAGUCCUCUGGAUACUUCUCAGCUUCGAAGUCUGGUUUCCGUCGCUCUAAGCGUGAAGACAGGAAAUCCUAUGAUCAUUGUCAGCAGCGACGGAGCUUCUCUUUGUGGUGCUUUCUGUGCAGUUCAUAACGUGGUACAGCAAAUUAACAUGGAUAAUAGAGUUGAUGUCUUUACUGCAGUUAGACAAAUUCAAGUUCGUAGACCAGCUUUUUGCUCCAGUCUUGAAGAGUAUGAACUUGUCAUCAAAGCUGUGCAUGAUCACAUUCAGCGAGGCACUGAAAACAUCUACUCUAAUCAAUAAUCAGGCAAUGUGGAGAGCUAGAAGCAAAGGAAUCGGAGGCUGUUUUCCCACCGAUAAAAUGAAAAUUCAUAUAAAAAAAGUUCCAUGGAUUUAUGUUGUAGUUGAUCAUUAACACUUUCUAUGAUUUUAUAUAUUAAUUUUGAUUUUUAUAUGCACAAAAUCUCUAUAGAAACAGGAAAUAAAGACAGUGACUUUAAA